AUGGAAGCUUUGCAAGUUAUUUCCUCUGCAACACAAAUAAUCUCAAGUAUGUUAGGUGCUGUCAGUGCAUUAGAUCAGGCUUCUAGGAAUCUUGACGAAGCUCCAAAGAGAAUCCGAAGCCUAGAGGAAUUGGUCUAUGAUCUCGAGAAUUUGAUUCGUCGAAUUAAGCAAAAGCAUGUCUACAAGCUUCAUAAUCCCCAGCUGGAUCACCAAAUCCAAAGCUUGAAUGCCCUGAUAAAACAGCUACAUCCAAACAUUAUGAAGGCAAGAAGGAUUGUGUCACGAAGUAAGAUUAAGAAUUUUGCCAAGGUUGUGUGGAGUUCUAUGGCUGGAGACCCUCUUAGCAAACUGAUAAGUACCAUUAGGGAUGACUUGAAUUGGUGGCUGGAAUCUCAAAGGUUAACCCAACAUGUUCAGAAGGUGAUAGAAUCAACAGCGCAAGACGUCCCGGUGCGAUUGAAAAUAAAGAUUGAACAAGGAUGGCCAAUUUCUAGUAAAUGCCACUGUGUGAGAAACUUAUUGGAACGAGAGGAUUCUCAUCGGGUUAUUCUAAUUGUUGGGUUAUCUGGUAUUGGAAAGUCAUGUUUGGCUCGACAAGUAGCUUCUAACCCGCCUACAAAGUUUGUCGAUGGAGCAGUUGAACUUGGAUUUGGCCAAUGGUGUAGUAGAAAUGCUUGCAAUGGAAAUAAAGAUGAAUACCAGAGACGCCUUGCGAGAAAAAUUUCUAAAUUUCUGGUGCAAAUUGGAUUUUGGAAGAAGAUUGGAGAUGAAAGUAGUGGAGAUCUUGAAUAUGUUUGUUGUAUCCUUCAAGAAGCAUUGUAUGGAAAGAGAAUUGUCAUACUUCUUGAUGAUGUGUGGGAGCAGGAUAUUGUUGAGCGGUUUGCAAGGCUGUAUGAUAAUGAAUGCAAGUAUUUAGCGACAACAAGAAACGAAGCUGUCUGUGAAAUAACAGAAGCCGAGAAGGUUGAGCUGAGCAAAGAUGAUAUAAAGGAGAUAAGCAAGGCAAUCCUUCAAUACCAUAGUCUCCUUGGCACGGAAGAGCUACCGGUCAUAGCAGAGACCUUGCUUGAACGUUGUGGCCACCACCCUCUGACAGUUGCUGUGAUGGGUAAAGCUCUUAGGAAAGAAGCAAGAGCUGAGAAGUGGGAAAAGGCCAUCACAAACUUAUCAACCUUUGCCACAUGUGCACCUGGUCCUGUCUCAUAUGUAAAUGAAAAGGAAGCUGAGAGCACGUUAACUGUUUUUGGGUCAUUUGAGUUCAGUCUGGAAGCUAUGCCUAGAGAUUCUAAAAGGCUCUUCAUGGCUCUGGCUUCCCUUUCAUGGGCCGAAUCCAUACCAGAAGCUUGCCUGGAGGCUAUUUGGUCGGUUCUUGGAGAGGAGAACUUGUUCCUUCUCAUUGUUUGCAAGCUUGUUGAAGGCUCCUUACUGAUUAAAACUGAUAUGGAUCCUCUGUACCAAGUUCACGACAUGGUUUCUUUGUAUCUUGAUAGCAAGGCACAUGACUCUACUGAGAUACUACUAAAUGCAUAUUCACUAGAAGAAACUGCUUUUAUUUGUCCUUGGCUGCUUAUUUUUGGAAAAGAAAAUGUCAAAAAGACUGCUGAAGAAAGGAUGGAGUUUUUGUUUAAUGUCUUGGAAGAAAAGCAGGUGAUCACCACUUUAGAAGCACUCAUCCAAGCUCUAAUGGCUAGCAAAUCCAUGUCUGAACUCGAAGUUAGCAGGGAAAGAUUUAGUAGAAUACUAGGCCCUAGGAUUGCAGACUUGAUCUCAACUAAUUCUUUGAGUCUCAUUGCCGUGACUACAGAAGCCAUCACAAAUAUAUUCAGUAAGAGUGAUUACUGCAAUUAUUUUCCUUCCCUUGAGACUACUGGUGCAAUCAAUAAGCUGACAACAACACUACAGGAUUGCAAGGACCCUGCAAUUCAAAUCCACAUAUUAAUCGUACUUGCAAAGCUUGCAGAAUUUGGAAGCCUUGAGACUGUUGAUAAGGUGCUCCAGAGCAUUCCCUUUGACCAGCUAGCUGAUUUGCUCUCCCCAAGUGCUGAGAAAUGGCAUGAGAGCAUGUUUACGGUAUUGAACUCUUUGACCAAAGCUGGAAAGUCAAAUGCUGUUGAAAGAAUGUUUGCUUCUGGGAUCGAAAAAAAACUUAUUAAACUUCUUGAGAAUGGAUCUGAAGUGCUACAGCACUAUGCCAUUGUCACACUUAAGGGAUUUUAUGAGGUGGCUCGCACUCCUGAAAUUGGUUCUCUUCAGCCAUCUGAUCUAAACUUGCUGCCAUGGCAAGUUAGGCUUCAUCUAGAAACUUUUGUUCUGUCACAUCUAACUGUUCCCCAUUUGCCAAAGCCACAAUCUUUUGAAGAUCUCAUUUAUAAGGUAUUAGAUGGAAGUAAAAAGCAGGUAUUGCAGGCAAUGCAAGACCUCAUACCGAUUAUUGAGAACGCAGCAGAUUCUAGAAUCAGAGAAAUGAUUUUACAAAGUCCCCUUGUCAAAAGGCUAUCGGAACUUCUGCAAAGCAGGCACUCAGAACAGAACUCAUUAAGAUCUGAAUCUGCUUUCUUACUGAUGAAGCUAGCUUUCUCUGGCGGAGAACCUUGCAUUAAGAAAUUUCUAGACCAUGAUAUUAUUCCCGAGCUAGUUAAGAUGAUGCAGUGCAAUGUUGCAGAGCUGCAGGAUUCAGCCUAUACAGCAUUGCACCAAAUGCUUUUUGGAAAUGGUGGGAUCCUUGUGUUGAGUAAGAUCUUUAAAACAGGUCUCGUGGAUAGGGUGGUUCAAUCAGUAGACAGCAAACCAAUGAAGACACGAGAAGUGAAUGUUCAUUGCAUUUUGGAUCUAGUUGAGCUAGGAAAUAAAUCCUGCUUGGAGAAAAUGUUGUCGUUGCAAGUGGUGGAGAAGCUUGUAGAAUCAGAAAAAAUCACCGGGGGAUCUGGUGAAACAAUAGUUGGAUUUCUCAAGGGCAUGGACAAAUGUAAGCAUUUGUCAAUGAUGGAGCGUAAGGUGAUAAAGCAACAAGUGGUUAGGAAGAUAAGGGCCUCCUCGAAAGGGCAUAAAUUUGAAACUCAAAUGUUAUCAUCAGUGGAUGCUUGUAUGUUUGAGGGUUCAAAAGGUGCCAGUAGUGGCGGCAGUGGUAGAUACAGAAAGUAA
Dovyalis caffra is the source of this 3141-nucleotide messenger RNA. The record is from the annotation of a GenBank genome assembly. NCBI's taxonomy places the organism in Eukaryota, Viridiplantae, Streptophyta, Magnoliopsida, Malpighiales, Salicaceae.